Messenger RNA from Ictalurus furcatus (blue catfish), 4084 nucleotides. RefSeq names its product scavenger receptor class B, member 2c (gene scarb2c). Gene Ontology annotation, biological process: protein targeting to lysosome; receptor-mediated endocytosis. The coding region runs from base 84 to 1514 and encodes 476 amino acids. Gene Ontology annotation, cellular component: membrane; lysosome; cytoplasm. Gene Ontology annotation, molecular function: scavenger receptor activity. The transcript has 12 exons. Lineage: Eukaryota; Metazoa; Chordata; Actinopteri; Siluriformes; Ictaluridae. The record is from RefSeq and is a predicted model, not a curated record.
GCCGUCACAAGCGCUUGUUGAUCCUAAACAGAAACAGAGAGGCACUUCGGGCUGAUUCAGUUUGUAAACAACAGUUUAUAAUAAUGAUGAAGUCUUGUUGCGUGUACAGCACCGGGGUGCUCUCUAUUCUUAUAUUAAUCGCUGGAAUUGCGAUGGUUUUGGCUCAGGUUUUCCAAAACCUCUUGUACAACAGGAUAAAAAGGGAAGUGGUGCUGGAAAAUGGAACAGAGGCCUUUGCGUUGUGGCAGGAUCCACCUCCACCGGUCUACAUGCAGUUUUACUUCUUCAAUCUGACGAAUCCUAAGGAAGUGCUGUCAGGAGACAGACCUGCGGUGAUUGAGCUCGGCCCAUACACGUACAGAGAGUAUCGACCUAUGGAGGGAGUCAACUUUAUGGACAAUGGCACCAAAGUAGCUGCUGUUAACCCAAAAACGUAUAUUUUCGAGCCCAACAUGUCACGAGGAUCUGAAGAUGACAUAAUCAGGACUGUCAACAUCCCAGCAAUGACAGUGAUGGAGAGGUUUCAAAAUUCCGUCUUAAGGCGUCUAAUCUCCGAUUUGAUGAAAGCUAAAGAAGAGGGGCUUUUUGGGACCUGGACAGUGAGAGAGCUCCUCUGGGGCUAUGAGGACCCGGUACUCAAAGAUCUUCAAGCAUUCGACCGUUCUCUGGACCCCAACUUCGGCCUGUUUUAUAAGAUGAAUGGCACAGAUGAUGGCGAGUAUGUGUUUUACACCGGCAAACAGAACUAUCAGGACUUUGCUCGAGUUGAUCUAUGGAGAAACCAGAGUUCUCUUGAAUGGUGGACCACAGAUCAGUGUAACAUGAUCAAUGGAACGAAUGGAGCAACCUUUCAUCCAAUCAUCACCAAGACGGAGAAGCUCUACAUGUUUUCGUCAGAUCUCUGCAGGUCAAUCUAUGCUACAUUUGAGUCGGAGCUGAGCGUCAAGGGAGUUCCUGCUUACCGCUUUGUCCCUCCCAGCAAAGUUUUUGCAAAUUCAACGAUUAAUCCGGAUAAUGCUGGAUUCUGUGCGGGAGGAAACUGCCUCAGUUCUGGUCUGCUGAACGUCAGUGUCUGCAAGCAAGGUGCUCCAAUCAUCAUGUCCUCUCCUCAUUUCUAUCAGGCUGAUGAGAAGUUUGCUGACGAUAUAUUUGGGAUGCGACCCACUAAGGAAGAGCACGAAACAGCCAUCGACAUCAACCCACUCACUGGACUUGUUGUGCAAGCGGCAAAACGUCUUCAGGUGAACGUAUAUAUUGAGAAGCUUCCAGCUUUCAGCCAAACUGGUGAUGUCAGAACUUUGGUCUAUCCAGUGAUGUACAUUAAUGAGAGCGUCCUAAUCGAUGAGGAUUCAGCCAAAAAGCUUCAAGGCGUGGUUACCCAGGCCAACGUUGUGAUUAACGUGCCCUUCAUCAUUAUUGGUCUCGGCAUCUUAUUAGGCCUUGUCUUCAUCGUGCUCAUGUGUCAUAAAGAGCGGAGCACUCCUGAUGAACGCCAGCCUCUGCUGAGCUCGUAACACGACAGAAAGCGGAUGUUUUUUCCCCGAAUGUCAACGCGGCGUCUACAUCAGUGAACCGAUCGUGAUACACAUCAGUAAUGUGACCUAAUGCAGUAUUAUUCACACCUCAGGGUCACAGUAGAAAGACUUACAUUUUACUUUACAUUUGAAGCAGAACUAAGCCAACAAUUAAGCCAAGCAGAAAUGGCUUGAUUUUGUGUUGUAGCUGGUAAAUAUUUGCAUGCAGUUCUUACGGUCACUUACACUUUCUAUGAAGACUAUAUUCAUGAAGUCUUAAAACUCUAAUAUGUCAUACAUUUCCUGUAUAGUGCUAGCAUUCAUUCCUUGAUUACUUGUAUUAAUGUUAAUAAUUGUGUUUUAUAAAUUUAGUGCAUUUAUGAGUCCUCAAGGAAUUACUGAUAGCGAAUUGUUAGCUACAAAUUCCUCAAAUUGUACAUAAGCUUGAAUGACACGCAAACAGUGGCAUCCUGUGUCAUCACUUCAUCAGUUAUAGUUGAAAGUUUUUUGUUUUGUUUUUUUAGGUCUUGAGCUAAUUGUGUGUAAUUGAAUAAAUGCUAUUGGUUCAUGACGUUGACGAGCAUUAUACUACUAUGAUAAUUUAUAUAGGCUUAACAUAAAUAUUGCUGUGUUUCCAUAAAUCCUGUGUUUCUGAAUGUUGGGAAAUUUACACUGUUGUGUUCGUUGUUAUAUAACUCCGUGUUCAUUCUGAUUGUUGUGAAACGUGGUUGUUAUUGUGCUUUUAAAUGAACAGAUAGAUUGUUUGUUUGUUUGUUUUAUGUUCAUCAAAAAACAGAAUAUUAAUUAGAUACUCUCACAAAUUACUGCAAAGAUUUUCCAUUCAUAUUGGCUUAAAAAAAUAACAAAAAAAACAACCCAGGUUCUACAAGAUGAGCGAAUCUGAUCAUGAGCUGCAGUUUUCAAACAAUUUGUGUACACCAAACCGAGCUAAAAAUUUCCGCUGGAUUUACAAACGUUCCGGAAACGCCGAUUUUCUUCGUGCUUGCGUGUGUUGCUGAAUGCCAAUUAACUGUAAAUUACCGAGCGCGUGCACGACGUAGCUGAUUUGCAUUUAGUGACACCCAUUAAACUCCAUAAAAGUUUGAGUGUACAGACGGCUAUGAGCAUGAAAUGAACGAUCAGGGUAAAGACUGAAAAACAGAAGUGAAAGCUUUUUGACACACUACAAGGCCAAGAAUAAAAGUUAAUAAAUAAUAUAUAAUGUUAAUAAUAAAAAUCGAGCGCUAAAUCUUCCAUAAGCUAAAGCAUUUGUUUACAGCUUAUGGCUCUGCACAGACAGACUGGCCCGUCCUCCUUAUAUACAGCGUCAUUUCUUUUUACAUAUUUGUAUGAUUCGUUUUAUUUAUCUUGAUUUCAGGCUUGCAUUUUUUUUUUUUUUUUAAUACUCUUUAAUUAAGUCCAAUAACAUGAAAUGUGACACAAAACGUUUUCACAAAAUGUUCCUGAAAGUAUUCUUAGUCUGUGACCUGAUGACCUAGCAUGAGGAUCCAAAGCAUUUCUAUAAGUGGCGUCUGCUAAACGCUGUCAACACAGUAAAAAAAAAAAAAAGAAAAGCAAUUUAAACUCAACAGUGUAUUCCAGAUAUAAAAGUGCAGAAAUCCAUGUAAGUUGAUCAAGUCGAGGUUUACAUUAGUUUACCUUUGUAUACGUAAAUCUACACACACUCAGGAGCACGAGUAUAAUAGGAACGUUCCAAUUUGUUUUGGGGUUUUUUUCCCAUAAAAACACAAAUUUCAACACUUUUAAACACUCAUGCUAAUGAUUUAUGCAUAAAUCCAUUUUUAUCCACCUUGAUAAAUGAGGCCCAAUGUGGAAAUUUAGCCUCUGUCCCGAAUGCUAACUUAUGUUUUUAUUACAGUUAUGUCCCAAACUCUGGGUGCAUAAAAUCUGUUCAGGACUACCAAAUCUCCCGCCAUAAUAUGCGUUACCUUGAGCGUAUGUCCGUUUUAAAAUUGAGAAAUGGCUGUAACUAGAGAGAAUUGUUGCACAAAUAGCAUUAAAAAAAUUUAAUCUAGCCAUUUUAGCGUUAUAUCACAGUGCUGUCAAAUUCUGAUUCCAUUUUAUGCAGUGUGUUAUAAAAAGAAUUGCUUAAAGGCGAAUAACACAAUGAUUGGUGGCGUUGGACCACCAACCGGUGGUCUAUUCAGAAGCAUAUUGUGCUUUAUGUCUUAAAUAUCUGUUUAGUUUUGUGGUAAAUUUUAUUUGGUUGUAGUACAAAAAUGUGCUUACAAAUCUGUUGCUUUUGAGUGCAUUAUUUUAUUUUUUAUUUUUUUAAUCAAACCGAUUGUCGAUGAUUGUUGGUUUUGAUGACAAGGGUGUUUUUUUUUUUUUUUUUGGUUUUUUAAUCAUAGUCUCCAUUUUAAAAGGGGUUUUGAUUUUUAAAACAGCUGUCAGACAUUGUGAUAUUUUACAUUUGAAGUUUUCACUUCUUUACAGUUGCACUUUAUUGAGCAACCAGUUGUCAAAUGUCUUGUGUGUUUCUACUGAAUCAUGUGAUAUGUGUAAUAUAAUUUUUUUAAUGUCAUCCAUAAAAAUGGUGUUUUAAUGAA